CCACAGACAACAAUUUCCUUUGAUCAACCCACCUCCUCCUCUCUCUGUAUAAAAUUGUAAUCCUCUGAUUCAUCCAAAGCCAACAGCCUCUCAUUAAUGGCGUCCUCUAACGAAACCCAGAAAUAUUCUCACCUCAUCACAUCACUUGUCUUCUUCUCAUCUAUUUCGCUUUCUUCAGCUAGGCUUCUCAAUGGUCAUCCGUCAGCUACACGACCAACCUCCAACCUUGCCCUUCAUGUUGCCUUCGACGGCUCCGACAAACCGGAGCUGGAUCCUAAGUCGACAGCUCUCCCGUUUGAGCAUAUGGUUCUGAGGUCGCCGACUCAAAAACUGGCCGGAAAGUAUGGGCCAAUGUUUCUCGGCAUGCUUCCCAAGGGCGGAAAUGUGCCGUCGUCUGGACCUAGCAAAAGAAGCAAUGACAUCAAAACCUAGGUCAACCAAGGCAAAUUAAAUCCCA
Molecule: messenger RNA, 457 nt
Organism: Hibiscus syriacus
Lineage: Eukaryota; Viridiplantae; Streptophyta; Magnoliopsida; Malvales; Malvaceae
Exons: 1
Coding region: 97-432 (111 amino acids)
Source: RefSeq, a predicted model, not a curated record